AUUUCAGACAAUCUAAAUCAUGCUCCGGUUCGAAGUUUGCCUUCUCUUAGUAGUUGCUGUUGUAUACACCAUGGCUAAUGAAUGUUCCAACUGCACAUGUGGUCAAGUAUGUGACUCGACCUCUGUAUGUGCAGAUGGCUGUUUAGUGUAUGACAAAUUCAUUAAAGUUGGCGAAGAAUUAGCAGUGUAUGGUAAUACAUGCAAAUGUCAGACUGAAACAGAUGAGAAAGGACGAGUCAUCGUGUGUACAAGUCUGGAGUUUGUAGGUGCACCAGCUGGUGACCCAUGGACACUGAACCCAAACUGCAAUACCAAACCUUGAUAGAUAAUCUACGUUGUGUUCGAUUGAUGUGUAAUAUUUGCAAAUAAAUAUUAAUAUGU
This is a messenger RNA of Ruditapes philippinarum (Manila clam), 381 nucleotides long. RefSeq lists its product as uncharacterized. NCBI's taxonomy places the organism in Eukaryota, Metazoa, Mollusca, Bivalvia, Venerida, Veneridae. The record is from RefSeq and is a predicted model, not a curated record. Bases 20 to 322 code for a protein of 100 amino acids. The transcript has 4 exons.